AUGCAAUUCCCUCCGUUCGCCCUGGGCGAUCGAGACUUGUAUGCGUCGCCCGCGUUGCCCUCAUCGUCCACGCGGGUCUUUCAACUGACUAUCUCCACGAUCUGCGACCGAAACGUGACCGGUACCCCCUACGAGCCCGAAGAUCUGGAAGACGCCCGUCGCAGUGAGGUAGCGGCUCUGGAGGCAUACUUUCGACGGCUUCGUAGCGAAGCGCAGGUCACGGAUUCCUGGGUGCGCAACUGCCUCCUCUUCAGUAACCGCGAAUAUAUUCUCGAGCAAACCAUCUCGAUCGAAGUGGGCCCCUCGCAGGGCGACCCCUGGCGCGCGGUCGUCUGGCUCGACAAUGGGACGGACCUCGCGCGAAGCGUCGAAGGACCCUGGAGUCCCCGUCCCAAUACCCGGUCCUGGGAGACCUUCUUCUAUCCCAUCAUCGUGCACCAGGCCAACAGCUCCAGUGGCACGCCUGCGCCCGUCCGCGGGCGCUCCUCCUCGUCAUCCUCGACGGUGCGGUCCUCGUCCGCACCCAGGCUGGAAGACCCGUCCAUCUCCCCGCCAGUCCCCAGCAACGCUGCAGCAGGCACAUCGUGGAAGGCGGCGCAGAAUAUCUGCCUGCUUCCCUUUUACUACGGGGCGAAACUGGACCGCGAGACCGCCACCCAGGACGCCGUCUACGCCCUCAGCGAGGUCUUCCAGUUCGCCGCGUCCUCCGAGCUCCAGUUCCUCAACUUCAUCCACAAGCGCAUCGAUCACGAGCUCUCGUUCAUCGGCCAACAUACCGUCAUCCGAAAUAACUCGGUCUCCCUGGUGAACCUCCGCUACAUCAAGAAACACCUGGACUCGCACGCUCAGCGCCUCGCGGAUGUUGUAACCAUCCUGCGCAACCGAGACUCGCUGGACUGGCCAUGUGCCCCCGGGUCGCAGAAAGCACAGCAUACAGCUCGUCUGCUCCUCACGGACUUCGAUUACCUCCUCGCCCGGGCGGAGGCCUUGGCCCGAGCGUGCGAGCACGGGAUGGACACGCUCGGGAACAGUUCCGUACUGGAGGAGGCGAGACGCUCGACGGAAAAUGCGGCGCGCGUUCACAAGCUGACGGUUAUCGCGACUAUUUUCAUUCCGCUGUCAUUUGCCUGUUCGCUAUGGGGGAUGAACUUCAAAGAGUUUGGUACUGGGAACCAGCCAUUGUGGCUAUUCCCCGUUACGGCCGCUCCGGUGCUCCUAGACUCAGGUAACCUAGCAUAG
Penicillium cataractarum is the source of this 1239-nucleotide messenger RNA. RefSeq lists its product as uncharacterized. Gene Ontology annotation, biological process: metal ion transport; transmembrane transport. Gene Ontology annotation, cellular component: membrane. NCBI's taxonomy places the organism in Eukaryota, Fungi, Ascomycota, Eurotiomycetes, Eurotiales, Aspergillaceae. The record is from RefSeq and is a predicted model, not a curated record. The coding region runs from base 1 to 1239 and encodes 412 amino acids. The transcript has 2 exons. Gene Ontology annotation, molecular function: metal ion transmembrane transporter activity.